GGCUGAUAGAGGGAGAAGAAACAGAAGAGUUGUAGCAGCAACAGGAAGUUGUAACAGUGCAGCAUCGAGGCUCGAUACAGAUCGUAUUUCAACAUUGAUGUUAUCCCUAGUCCAUUUUUGUGACUAAGGGGCUACAGAAACUGUCGGUAUCUGUUCAGGCAGGCGGCUUGGGGCUUUGGGUCUUCCCGGGCAGAUGAGGGCCACCAUGUUCGCGGUGUGGCGAACUUUGUUCGUCUUUUUUCAGGCUUUGGCUGUAGUUUCUGCUGAAGAGCUGUCAUGUGUACCUGGAUUUCAGUCAGACGUGAAGGUUUUCAAAGUCGACAGAAUGAGACUAGGAAAAGGCACAGUGCUGGGCAAAGCAGGAAAACGUAUAAAACCAUCCCAGAGAGGAAAUUUGCAAAAAGGGCAGUUUGGUUUGAAACGAGGCUAUGGAUCCAUGCUUAUCAUUUGCGAUACCUGGUGGCUAAGCAAGCUCAAGGCAAGGCAAGUGAAGUUCACUGAUUGUUCAGCACGCAUGGGAUUUCCUUUUAUUAGUGAUGAUGGACGUUUUGUGGUUCAGACUGACGGUGUCGUGAAGGUGAACAGGCCAGUUUUUCUUUGUCAUGGAUAUCCUGACUUUUUGAUUCACACCUGGGACUUUCAAGGAUGCAAGAUGACCAUUCAGGUCAUUGUGCAGCACAAUGGCAACCAACAGCAGAAUGCUGAGUGUGAUUCUGAGAAUACCAGUGAUGCAGACAUCCCUGUUUUGCACUUUCCAAAGUCUAAUGGAGGAUUAAGAAGGAGAAAGAGAGAAUGGGUUAUUCCAAAUAUUAACGUAUAUGAGGACGACAGAGGACCUUACCCGCUCAAAAUAUCUCAAAUUAGGUCCAAUGAAGACACAGUUAAAAAGAUAUUUUACAGCAUCACUGGUCCUGGAGCUGAUCAGCCUCCUGUUGGCCUUUUCACAGUGAAGAGAGACAAUGGCAAUCUUUAUGUCUCACAACCACUCGACAGGGAAAAGCAGGCAAAGUACAUGUUGGACGUGCAUGCUGUAGCAGAAGAUUCGGGAAAUGCCGAGGAGCCAUUUGAAAUUGUUGUUAAUGUAAUUGACCAGAACGACAACAAACCAGUGUUUGAGAAGGAUACCUUCUUUGGAGAAGUGGCUGAGGCCUCACCAAUUGGGUUUGAAGUUGUAAAAGCGAAUGCCACAGAUGCGGAUCAGCCAAACCAUGACUACUCUGAUCUCCGUUACACUAUUUUGAGCCAAGAUCCAAUGUUCCCCGUACCAAAUCUUUUUGCCAUCAAUGAAAUUACUGGAGUAAUUCGAGUCAACGCUGGUGGCUUAGACAGAGAGAAAUAUCCAAAGUACACGUUGACAGUACAGGCAGCUGACAUGAAGGGAAAUGGGCUGACUGGAAAUGCAAAUGUAAUUCUCACUGUAUUAGAUAGUAAUGACAAUGCUCCAGUGUUCACCAAGAGCUCGUAUGAAGCUUCAGUGGAGGAAAACCGAAAGGAUGUAAUUGUGCUAAAGAUGACCGUAGAAGAUGGAGAUGAUGCUCAUUCUCCAGCUUGGAAUGCAAAAUUCAGGAUUAUCGACGGUGACCCCGGAAAGCAUUUUUCUGUGGAAACCGGGUCCAGCAAGAAUGAAGGAAUCCUCACUACUGUGAAGGGUCUCGACUAUGAGAAGAAUGGCAAGCAUAUUUUGUUGAUUGCAGCAGAGAACGAAGUUCCUUUCGCCAUUCCAUUGACCACCUACACGGCCAAUGUGACCAUAAAUGUAAUUGAUGUUAAUGAACCUCCAGUCUUUGAUCCGGUGGUGAAAUUUGUGGUUAAACCGGAAGACCUACCAAUUGACUCUGAUGUGGUGCAGUACAUCGCUUCGGACCCGGACAUUGAACGCAAACAGAAAGUCAUGUAUAAGAUUAUUAGUGACCCAGAUGGCUGGUUGAACGUGGAUCAAGAUACUGGCCUCAUCACAGUAAGGAGUGCCAUGGACUUUGAGUCCGUCUUUGUCAAGAGCGAGAAAUACACAGCACUCAUUCGUGCAUAUGAUAAUGAUGAAGUCCCAGCUACUGGAACAGGCACACUGAUCAUCCAACUUCAAGAUGUUAAUGACAACGCACCCACAAUUGUGGAACGUUCAUUCACGGUGUGCAACAAAGAAUCUGCUCCUCAGUUGUUGUCAGUGAUUGACAAAGAUGGACCUGGCUAUACUGCUCCAUACAGAGUUUCUUUGGAGGGCAUGUCAAAGACCAACUGGACUGCUAGAAUGAACGAAACCAAAACGGGCAUAAUCCUAAAUCUGGCCAUGGAACUACCAAGCGGCGAGUACAAUGUGAUUCUUAGAGUGGGAGACAACCAGGGGUUAGAACUGGACAGCACAGUUCAGGCCAAAGUGUGCGACUGCACCGGGGAAGACGUGGUCUGCAAAGGGCGUGUGGAGUACGGCGCCGGCCUGCCUGUUAUUCUGGGAAUUCGGGGAGGAAUCUUUUUGCUUCUCUUGCUGCUGCUGUUCCUGCUGCUGUAUGCAAGGCGGAGAAGCAGAGAAGUAAAGGAGCCUUUACCGCAGGAAGAUGACGUCAGGGACAACGUCUAUUACUAUGACAAGGAAGGAGAUGGUGAGGAUGAUCAGUAACGACCUCGUCCCACCAACCCGGAGGAAAUUGGCAACUUCAUCGACGAUGUAAGU
Corythoichthys intestinalis (scribbled pipefish) is the source of this 2668-nucleotide messenger RNA. RefSeq names its product cadherin-1-like. The transcript is spliced from 18 exons. NCBI's taxonomy places the organism in Eukaryota, Metazoa, Chordata, Actinopteri, Syngnathiformes, Syngnathidae. Gene Ontology annotation, molecular function: calcium ion binding; cadherin binding. Gene Ontology annotation, biological process: cell-cell junction assembly; homophilic cell-cell adhesion; calcium-dependent cell-cell adhesion. The coding region runs from base 194 to 2614 and encodes 806 amino acids. Gene Ontology annotation, cellular component: plasma membrane; cytoplasm; adherens junction. The record is from RefSeq and is a predicted model, not a curated record.